This is a messenger RNA of Trichomonas vaginalis G3, 1161 nucleotides long. RefSeq lists its product as uncharacterized. Lineage: Eukaryota; Parabasalia; Trichomonadida; Trichomonadidae. Bases 1 to 1161 code for a protein of 386 amino acids. The transcript has a single exon. The record is from RefSeq and is a predicted model, not a curated record.
AUGUCUACAGGAAGCAAAUGGGGAGCAAAAUCUAAUACAGGAACAUCUACAGGUGCCAGCUGGGGAUCUAAAGCUUCGUCAGUGGCAACAACUGGAACGAAAACUUUUGGUUCUACAACUACUUCUGUUGCAAAUCAACAGAAGAGCGUUUCUGGAACUCAAUGGAAUCCUAAUUUCAAUCCGGCAACAUUAAAAGACGUAGAUUUAGUCUCAACAAUUGAUAUUCCCUAUGCAAAAUCUCAUUACCGUGAUGAAUCAAAUCCAAACUCUCCAAUUACAUAUGAAAUUAACCAUAUUUCGCAUUUCGGUAUGUUUAAUCACUUGAAUAUUGAAACACUCCGUUAUAAUGAUUAUAUCAUGAAAGGAGGCAUUAAAGCCCACGAUUGGGAUAAAACAGUACAACAGCAAACCACUACAACAACAUCUUCCUUCGGUACAACGUCAACAACAGGAUUUGGCGCCAAAACAACCGGAUUUGGUUCUUCGACUUCUUCUCAGCCAUUAGCAACAUCGCCAUGGCUAUAUCAGCCAAUUCCCCAGAAAUUCGAUGUUACAAACGUAGAAGCUGAUGUUGACAAGCCAUACGGAGAAAUUGAAACUACAAAAAUUGUGAUUUCAAAAGUACAAGAAGGUAGCGUUAGUUCUUGCGCCAGACUCAAGAAAUUCACUCCUCGAGGAAUUACAAAGGCUAAGACAAUACAUGAUAACGCAAUUAAGCCAAACAACGGAGAAUCAAAAACUCCAAACAUGUAUACGUUUACCUUCAAAAAUCCGAAGGAUGCAGAUGUUGCAAAUGCAGGUACGAACCAUACAACGAUGACUUCCGUUUCUUCUUCAAGAUUUCAACAAAAAUAUAUUGAUAAGAUUGGAAAUUUCAUCGAAUCCAAUAUCGGACAAGAUGAAAAGACUGUUGUAUACUACAAGAAGGACAUGAUCCUUACAAUUCCUCGUGUUUCAGUUGAUUUUGAUUCAAAAACGGUUUCUUCGAUCGGCCACAGCUUUACAUACGAGGGAAGUGCAAAAUUUAAAGACGUUGAAUUCAUUAUCACUGCAAAAGAAGAUAAAUCUAACAUUUUCAAUAGUAGUAAGCUAGAAAUUGUUGAAAAUUCUCAGGGUAAGAUUGCCAGGGGAACACUAGCUUUAAUUCUUAAAAAUCAAUAG